Molecule: messenger RNA, 1395 nt
Organism: Sphenostylis stenocarpa
Lineage: Eukaryota; Viridiplantae; Streptophyta; Magnoliopsida; Fabales; Fabaceae
Source: the annotation of a GenBank genome assembly
AUGGACAAGUUCAAUUGUCGAAGUACUUUCACAAAAAGAGAAAUGGGAUCAGCACAGAAGGACCCAGGUGUUUUCCACUUUAGCCAUCCACAUCUUUUGGAAUGCACCACCUCAACCUCCACAGCAAAUAUUGUACGUUGCUUUGGAUGCAAGCUAAAAGUUAAGUGUGGUGAGGACUAUUACCAGUGCAAAACAUGUGCUUUCUCUCUUCACCAUGUGUGCUGCAAGAUGCCCUUAAUCACAAGCCACCCUUCACAUGCAAGCCACGAUCUAGUCCUCCUUGUUAUACCUUCCACCAAUGCCACCCUCAACUGUGUCGCAUGUGGGCACCAUGUCACGGGCUUCUGCUACCACUGCGCUGAAUGCAGCAUCUUCUUUCAUGCCUUGUGUCUUGCACUCCCUAUCUCCCUCACAAUCAAAUACCACCCCCACAAAAUCAAGCUUGAGUUUUCACCACCCUAUGAGUUCUUCUGUGACUUGUGCAACAAUCCCAGUAAAGACAAUAACCGGUGGCUCUAUAGGUGCAACAUGUGUGAAUUUGACACACAUAUAGCUUGUGCCGUCGACAACUUAGAGCCCCUUUUGUUUCAAAACCCAUCUUUCCCUCAAUCAAGCCCUUUGUUAAAGCAACUUACUAGUCUCCAAGUGGAACACAAAAAGUUCAAUGCAAGUGUAGAUAGUAGUUGCAAAGGGUAUGAAUAUGAGAUCAUGAGUUUGGUAGCACAACAAAUUGAAGGGGGAAGCAGAGAAAAUCUUGAUAGUGCAACCGCUGGAUGGGACAAGAGAUUGUAUAGUAGUCCAUGGAAAAAACAUAACAGAACCGAGAGUGAGAAGAUGAAGUUUGUUGAACUUGAAUUACAAGAAAAAGAACUACGCCCUGCUGAACUUUUAUCAAAAUUAGAAGAAAGAACGCCACUUCGGGAUAAAUCGACUCCAUUGUCUGACCAUUCGGGCACAACGUUUAGUAACCAAUAUAGUGACUCAUAUUUUUCAAUAGAUUUGGCAAAGUCAUAUUCAGCCCAUGCACGUAGAAGUCACGUACAAAAAGAAGGUGGUAAUGACCAGAUAACACGAGCAGCUACUAUGCCACAGAGAAUUAACGUUGUAAGCAAUUCUGCACAACGAGAAGAACCAUUCCUUCUACUAAAUAAUAAGCUGAACGCAGCUAUUAUCAUCAAAGAAAUACGAACGAGUGAUGUUAGGAAAUCAAGCCAGAGAGUGAUGAUGGAAAAUUCUAAUGAAAGCUCCUCUAAACAGAUUGUUCAAGAUCAAACAAGUGCUAAAUCGGAGACAAUGUGGGUGACUCAGGCGAUUGAUGACUUGACUAGUCUCAUAAAGCAGAUGCCUAAAUGUUCAAAUCUAAUUAGAGAGAAACAUCGUUUUCGUUUAUCGUAA